Molecule: messenger RNA, 753 nt
Organism: Drosophila sulfurigaster albostrigata
Lineage: Eukaryota; Metazoa; Arthropoda; Insecta; Diptera; Drosophilidae
Gene: ND-ASHI
Product: NADH dehydrogenase [ubiquinone] 1 beta subcomplex subunit 8, mitochondrial
Exons: 3
Coding region: 59-586 (175 amino acids)
Cellular component (GO): mitochondrion
Source: RefSeq, a predicted model, not a curated record
UAGUGCGCGUACAAAAAUUUCGGGAAAUUGAAAAGUCAACAAAGCCAUCGCCAGCAGAAUGUCAGCGUUAAUGAAAUCUCUGUGCUUGGCCAAGCAACUGAGCGCCACCAAUCCACGACUGUCGCUCCACAUUGCGCGCAAUCUUGCCGGCUGGAAUAAGGAUUACACUCCGGCCCCAUAUCCCAAGACGCAAAAGGAGCGCGAUGCGGCUGCCAAGAAAUACUAUCUGCUGCCCGAGGAGUACAAACCAUAUGCGGACAAUGGCUUGGGCUAUGGUGACUAUCCCAAGGUGGGCGGCGGUCUUGGUGUCGAGAACAAGGAUUCCUACUAUCCCUACGAUUACCCCGAACACAAGCGUAAUUUCAAUGAGCCCGUGUCCGUUGAUCAUGAUCUGUAUAGUGAGGAUCGUUACUCACAGGCGGAACAGCCACGCUAUAGCAAUUCCUACUACUUCCUCACCUUCCUGGGCGUGAUGUCCGGCUGCCUGGCGCUCUAUUACUGGCUGGAGGACAAGAAAAUGUAUCGCCCCGUUGCCGCUAAGCAAUAUCCCGCCGAUGGCGUCAAACACUACACUUUUGAGCGUUAAACGGCAGGACUGGAGGGAUGGGAGUAUGGGCAUGGAAUGAGGAUGAGGCUUUGCUAACGAUUUGUCAUUUCAUGUUUUGAUGCGCGCCUUCACAUUUGUUAACCAAUUAGGCAAUUUAUCAACAACGUACCAAUUAAAGGAAAAAAGUCUAUCUGAAAGGAUUAGAA